AUGGCGCCCUCCCUCCUGUCCCAAAAGCUCCUCUGCUUCGAUGUCUACGGCACUCUCAUCGACUGGGAAACCGGCAUCUACACCGCGGCCCUCCCGCUGCUCUCACAACUAUCCCCUCCACCCACUCGCGCCUCCUUCCUAUCCACCUACGCGCGCCUCGAAACCUUGCAGCAGACCGCGACGCCGGGGCUGCGCUAUUCGCAGCUACUCAGCGCGGUGUACGCCCAGCUAGCCGCGCACUACUCACUGCCCGCACCCAGCUCGGAGGCAGAGGCGUUCGGCGCCUCAAUCGGCGACUGGCCCGCAUUCGCUGACUCGGCGGAUGCGCUGCAGCGGCUGAAGGCCAGCUUCAAGCUCGUCGUGCUGUCGAAUGUCGACCGCGAGAGCUUUGCGAACAGCUUGCCGCGGUUGGGCGGUGAGGGGGUGUUUGAUCUCGUCCUCACCGCUGAGGAUAUUGGCGGGUAUAAGCCCGCGCUGAGGAACUUUGAGGUCAUGCUGGAGGAGGUGCAGGAGAGGUUUGCGGUCGCGAGGGAGGAGGUCUGCUGUACCGCCCAGAGCUUGUUUCAUGAUCAUGCGCCUGCGAAGAGGUUGGGGCUGGUGAGUGCGUGGAUCGAUAGGCAGGGGGGUUUGAUGGGGGUGGGGGAGGUGGAGGGCGCGGGGUUUGAAUGGAGGUUUGAGACGCUGGGGGAGAUGGCGGAGGCGGUCGAGAGGGAGAAGGGGGAAUAG
Tricharina praecox is the source of this 726-nucleotide messenger RNA. Its product is annotated as putative hydrolase. NCBI's taxonomy places the organism in Eukaryota, Fungi, Ascomycota, Pezizomycetes, Pezizales, Pyronemataceae. The record is from RefSeq and is a predicted model, not a curated record. The transcript has 2 exons. Bases 1 to 726 code for a protein of 241 amino acids.